CCAACAUCUUAGCCCAUUUGAUUGACUCCAAAAGUAAAAAAAAAACAAUUCACACAGUUUUGUAUCCAUUUUCUAUUUUUCUCCUCUCGAGUAGCGUGGCGGGCGUGGACGCGGCGGCGAUGCUGCGGUCGGCGCUGCGGCGGGGAGGGGCGUCCGCGAGGCAGGUCGCGUUGGCGGGAGAAGCCUCGCCGAGAGACCUCCUCCGGAUGCGCGUGGCGGAGCGGGAGCGCGCGAGGCGGCGGCGUCGCGACCCGGGCCGCGACGAGUUCUUCGUGCCCACGCCAGAGUCGCUGGCGUGGCUCGACUCGGUCUCCCUCCCCAUGGUGCUCACCGCCGCCGCCGUGGCCCUCUUCACCAAGCUCCUCAUGAUGGAACAUGAAGCUACAGAUCAAGAAAGGAGAGAGCGCAAGAUAAAGAAUAGCCACCCUGAUCAAGGAACAGUAAGGAUGCUAUCUCGUGAAGAAUGGGAGGAGGUCCAAGAAGUCAGGCCAAGGACCCCUUUUGAAUCAAAGUUAGCUCGUCCACAUGCCCGGAUAAGAACGGGGGAGCCAGUGCGACUGGUUAGUAGAUGUUUCUUGUGGAGGAUGUCAAGGAUUGGGCUACUGAUGUAAUCGCAGAUUCUUUUACCAGAGCAGAAGAAGCUACCAAGAAAAAAUGAUUUAGAAGAAUCUAAAACACCCGGUGUAUCUGCUUUAUCGUUUCUCUGAAUCUAAAACACCCAGUUGUAACCGAGUUCUUUUACAGAUCCAUGACCAUAUGGGUAUUACGGCCACUAUGGUAUUCUGAGAGUGAAGCCCUGAGUCCCUUGGUCUAUGUUUCGGUGCACCAUGGUAAACAACUGCUUCACCCGGGCCUCUUGGAGAAAGAGCGAUAUAAUAAAGAAUACUAGGUGAAUUGACACGGUGAAAUUUCUCUUAAAA
This is a messenger RNA of Zea mays, 920 nucleotides long. RefSeq lists its product as uncharacterized. The transcript has 3 exons. The coding region runs from base 120 to 611 and encodes 163 amino acids. The record is from RefSeq and is a predicted model, not a curated record. NCBI's taxonomy places the organism in Eukaryota, Viridiplantae, Streptophyta, Magnoliopsida, Poales, Poaceae.